Molecule: messenger RNA, 1583 nt
Organism: Durio zibethinus
Lineage: Eukaryota; Viridiplantae; Streptophyta; Magnoliopsida; Malvales; Malvaceae
Product: cytochrome b561 domain-containing protein At2g30890-like
Molecular function (GO): heme binding; transmembrane monodehydroascorbate reductase activity
Source: RefSeq, a predicted model, not a curated record
UGUAGCCUGCCAAUGUCCACUUUUAUUCUCUCUUUUGAAUUUCUUCUAUCUUCUCUAGUGAAAUCUGACCACCCCUUUUGCCCUGAUAUUCCACCUUCUGCAAUAGCCCAAAAAAGCUAGUCUAGAAGUGAACUCCACAUGGUCGAAGUUGCAAUGUCAAUCUAUUUCCAUUCCCCACUUUGUUUUUUCUUUUCUUUUGGCUCGGACCAAUCUUAUGCCCCGAAACAUCCAUCUCCAUGCAAUAAACAAAAAUGAAUUGUAUUUAAAACAUCCCACUCUGGCAUGUUUUAAACUAAUAAAAGGAAUAUUGUGAAUGCUAAACGUCAGCUUUUUGAAAUUUAUUCCAAAAAGAAUACAUAAUCUUAGUCAUUUCGAAUAAGAAUUUCUUUUUUAAAGUGGGUGCUUAUAUAUGUGGGGAAGAAAGGAAAGAGUGUUGAUAAUUCUCUGAGAAAGAGUGAGUCUUCAUUGAGCAAGCUGGUUCCUGGAGGAACUGCUGCAGCUGAGCCUGUCAUCUUAUCAUAACAACAUUGACAACACUUUUCAUAGUCCUCUCACCAACUGCAAAUUAAGAGCUUCAAGAUCAGCAUAAGAGAGGAUUUCCUCCAAUCUUUCGGCUUUGUCGGCUGUAUUUUUCCUUAUCUUUCACUAGUAGAAGAACAAUGCAAGUUCUGGCAGGGAAACUGGUUUCUUUCACCAUGUGUAUAGGUCUUAUAAUCAUACUUGUUUUGCCAUUUGUCAGUUCAUCUCAAGCACAUGUGAAAUCCAUUGGCAGCCAUACAAACAACAAAGGCAACAAUCAUAAGGUGAGUCAUAAACUGAUGUUUGAGAUUACACUACAUGGAUUCCUCCUUUGGGCAUCAAUGGGGUUUCUGAUGCCUGUUGGGAUACUUGCUAUCAGAAUGUCAAAUAGAGAAGAAUGUGGAAGAAGACUUAAAAUUCUUUUCUAUGUUCAUGCUGUUUCACAGAUACUUUCUGUACUUCUUGCUUCAGCUGGAGCAGUCAUGUCUAUCAAAAACUUCAAUAACUCCUUCAACAAUCAUCAUCAAAGACUAGGGGUAGCUUUAUAUGGUAUCAUAUGGUUACAAGCCUUGACCGGGGUUUUACGUCCAUGGAGGGGAUCCAAGGGAAGAAGUGCAUGGUUUUUUGCACACUGGUUACUAGGAACUGCAGUGUCUAUUUUAGGUGUAAUCAACAUUUACACUGGAUUGGGAGCAUAUCAUGAAAAGACAUCAAGAAGCAUAAAGCUUUGGACCAUAGUUUUGACAGCUGAGAUCUCUUUGAUUGUUUUCAUUUACCUGUUUCAAGACAAAUGGUUGUACAUACAAAAGCAAGGAGUGAUUUUGGGACAAGAACCAAUAAGACCUACAGAACAGGAUAUUUCACCCAGAGAGAAGCAAAAGGAAUCAACAAGUGAGAAUUGUUGAAAACCAUGUUAUCCGUGACUUAAUUACUAACAAUUGAGUUAUUCUUUUCAUCCCUUUUGUUUUUUUGGAUUUUCUUCUUUAGAAGGAUUGGUCUUUAGACCACAACAAGCCUUGUGCACAAAAACUUCUAUUGGUUGGCUUAAUUGAGGGUGUUUUGAU